AUGGCUUCUAUGCUUUUCUUGUCUUUUUUGCUCUUGUUGUUUCCUCUCACAAUCUCCUCAGCCUCAUCAGCAACCUGUGUGGUUGAUGAGAGGUCUGCCUUGCUGCAGUUCAAGCAAAGCUUUGUUAUUGAUUGCAGUGCUUCUGCUAAUGAUCCUUCUGCUCAUCCCAAGGUUCAGUCAUGGGAACUUGACGAUGAAAAUUAUGGUUGCUGCUCAUGGGAUGGUGUCCAGUGCGAUGAGGAUACUGGCCGUGUGAUUGGCCUUGACCUCAGCCAUAGCUGCCUAUAUGGUUCCAUUAACUCCACCAGCAGCCUUUUCCAUCUUGUUCACCUGCAGAGCCUCAACCUUGCUUACAAUCAUUUUAAUUACUCAAAUAUACCAUUUGGGAUGGACAAUCUUUUGAGGCUAACAUAUCUUAACCUCUCUAGCUCUUCCUUUUUUGGCCAAAUCCCAUCAAGCAUUUUGCAGCUUUCUCAGUUGACUUCCCUUGACCUGAGUAGAAAUGAUCAGUUGAUGCUCAAAGAUCCUGAUUUUGGAAGCUUAGUCCAAAACCUAACCAGCCUUGAAGAACUCCAUCUGAGUUGGGUAGACUUAUCCUCCACAGUACCUAAAAUCAUGGCAAAUUUAUCUUCCUUAAAAUCUGUACAUUUGAGUAGUUGUGGAUUAAGUGGUGAAUUUCCAGCUGGGGUUUUUCAACUGCCUAAGCUGCAAAAUCUUGAUCUCUCAUAUAAUUGGGCUCUCCGAGGUUAUUUACCUGAAUUCAACAUGACAAGUCCACUUCAGGUACUGGAUCUUGCAAAAACAAGUUUCUCAGGUGUCCUGCCGGAUUCAAUUGGAAACCUCAUUUCUUUGAAUGCUGUGGACGUGUCAAGCUGCAAAUUUUCUGGAGACUUUCCAGCUUCGUUCGGAAACCUCACGCAACUUGUUUACUUGGACCUUUCCUUUAACAACUUUCAGAGUCAUGAUUUUUCUUCCUUGUCAUGGAUUGAUAAGCAAAGCAAAGUCGUGGUUUUUGGACUUUCCGGGAUUAUCUUAGAGGGUGAGAUUCCAUCUUAUUUUUCAAAUCUGACCCAUGUUACUACCCUAGUUCUAACCAACUGUCGAAUAACUGGUUCAAUACCAUCUUGGAUUAUGAAGAUGACAAAUCUAGUUUACUUGGAUCUUUCAUUCAAUCGGUUGCAGGGGUCAAUUCCACAUUCAAUAUCCCAGUUAACAAGGUUAACUAACCUACAACUUCCAUCCAAUAAAUUGCAAGGGCCACUUCCAGAUUCGCUCUUCCAACUCCAAAACCUUAGAGCCCUCAAUCUUGCUUGGAACAACCUGAGUGGCAUAGUGGAGCUAGACAUGUUUUCUAGGCUCAAAAAGUUAACCACUCUUAGAUUGUCGGGAAACAGAAUAUCAUUGCUUGCCAACAACAACAACAAUGUUUUUCUUCAGAAAUUUCGUAUUCUAGGAUUUGCAUCAUGCAACUUAAGCCACUUUCCGCAUUUCCUGCAAUAUCAAGAUGAGCUGCUGUGGCUGGACUUGUCCAACAACAAUAUUCAUGGCCAAAUACCCAGAUGGAUGCUGAACACAAGUAAAGAAAGUUUGAAAUUUAUCAAUCUUUCUUACAACUUUCUCACUGGUUUUGAAUUCUCUCCAGCUGGGCUUCCAUGGACUCGAGUGAGCAUUUUAGACCUCAGGUCUAAUAUGUUGCAAGGAUCACUUCCUAUACCAGCACCAUCAAUUAAAAUGUAUUCAGCCUCAAACAACAACUUGACAGGGGAAAUUCCGCUGUGUAUCUGCAGUUUGAAGUUUCUUUCUGUUCUUGAUUUAUCCCACAACAAAUUGGGUGGCAUGCUUCCUGAAUGCUUGGGAAAUUUCAGUUCUUCUCUUCAACUAUUGAAUCUUGGAAACAACAAUUUUCAUGGAAAGAUUCCUCAAACACACACAAAAGAAUGCAAAUUAAGGAUGCUUGUAUUGGGCUACAAUAGGCUAAAUGGGCAAGUACCAAGAUCAUUGAGAAACUGUUCAAGGCUAGAGAUGCUAAUUCUAGGAAACAACCAAAUCAGGGAUGCUUUUCCUGCUUGGUUGGGGGCACUUGAAGAGUUAAAGGUUCUCAUUCUGCGAUCCAAUCAAUUCCACAGUGAGCUAAGUAGUUCUACAGGCAGUGCUGAGUUCCCAAAGCUGCGGGUAAUUGACCUCUCUCAAAACAAAUUUUCAGGUCAGUUACCAGCACAAUGCUGGAAUGCAAUGAAGCUGGCAGAUUUAGAUCAGUUGGCAUAUAUGGGAACUUUUGCUAAUUUUCUGACAGAAUCAUUCUCUCUAACUGUCAAUCUGAUGUACUCAAUGUUGAUAACGAACAAAGGCACGGAAUUGGCAUAUGCCAGGAUCUUGGAAUCUUUUGUGGCCGUUGAUCUUUCAAGCAAUGUAUUUGAAGGAGAGAUUCCAAAAAUCAUUGGGAGCUUGAAGGGGCUUCGUCUGCUCAACCUUUCCAAUAACAACCUUACCGGUGGCAUUCCAUCAUCCUUGGGGAAUCUUGCAAAGCUUGAAUCGUUGGAUCUUUCUCAAAACAAACUCUCAGGAGAAAUUCCACAACAAUUGGCACAGCUUCAUUUCCUUGCAGUGUUUAAUGUAUCUCAUAACAAUCUUACAGGGGCUAUACCAAUAGGGAAUCAAUUUGAUACAUUUCAAAAUGAUUCAUAUGGAGGAAAUUGGGGAUUGUGUGGAAAACCCACGUUCAUGAAAUGUGAUAGUUUAGGGGUUUUGCCUCCAUCAGCUUCGGACUUGGAUGAAGGUGAAGACUCAGGUUCAUCAUUUGAAUUUGGCUGGAAAUCAGUUUUGAUGGGAUAUGGAAGUGGGCUAGUAAUUGGUUUAGUGAUUGGGCAGAUAAUACUCUCAAGAAAAUAUGAAUGGUUUUUGAAGAUUUUUAGUGUGAAACAAAGGAGGAAGUGA
This is a messenger RNA of Manihot esculenta (cassava), 2934 nucleotides long. RefSeq names its product receptor-like protein 7. The transcript has a single exon. NCBI's taxonomy places the organism in Eukaryota, Viridiplantae, Streptophyta, Magnoliopsida, Malpighiales, Euphorbiaceae. The record is from RefSeq and is a predicted model, not a curated record. Bases 1 to 2934 code for a protein of 977 amino acids. Gene Ontology annotation, molecular function: protein binding.